GGUAUAUUUUAUAGAUCUGCAGUCACACUGCACUACAUGGUGCCGCAAAAAGUAAAAUUACUAAAUUAAAUUAAAAAAAAAAAAACUUGGCAGCACCGCACAUCUUUCUCGUGCUAAAAUAUAACACUGUUCUAAAAGCGCGAGUGUCUCUUAAGUUUUGGGCCAUGGCAAACUCUUCACGCUCUUUCUCGAAUUUGUCAAAUCGUACGUUUUCGAUUGACUUGCCAUUAGAUGGCAUCACAGUAUCCCAUCACGGAUCUGCCUCAAUCGAAAUAGACGCGUCCUUCAACGGUGCCAAUUCGAAUGGUAGCGAGAGCUCCACAGCAAGCUUCAGUUCCAGUUCUAGCCGCAGUAACAGCACCCGGUCCAGCUCCACUUCAACAACCGGGAUCUCUAGCGCUGGGUCUACCAGACACGCCACUGGCAACAUCUCGGAGAAUUCCGACAUGGACAGUGUGGAAUAUAGUGUGAGCUUCGAGGAUACACAGUCUAGCCCGAAUUUUUCCAUCGACAUAUCCCAGGUGGAGGCUGAAAUAGAACGCAGUAUGUUUAAAGCAUCUUAAACCUAAACUAAAGCA
This is a messenger RNA of Drosophila obscura, 578 nucleotides long. RefSeq names its product vitellogenin-2-like. Bases 165 to 563 code for a protein of 132 amino acids. The record is from RefSeq and is a predicted model, not a curated record. Lineage: Eukaryota; Metazoa; Arthropoda; Insecta; Diptera; Drosophilidae. The transcript is spliced from 2 exons.